UGGUGGGUUGUUUGUAAAUAGAAAGUGUCGGAAAAUAGUUCGAAUAGAUUGUCAAUAUGUCGGGACCAGUAACUACAGAUACUGUUUUACCUUUAGAACUCAUCGACCAAUGUAUAGGCUCACGGAUUCAUAUUAUAAUGAAGGAUGAUCGUGAACUCGUUGGUACGCUUAGGGGUUUUGAUGAUUACGUGAACAUGGUUCUUGUUGACGUCACCGAAUACGAAACGUCUUCAGAUGGCCGAAGGGUCACCAAGCUCGACCAGAUCAUCUUAAAUGGAAAUAACAUUACCAUGAUGGUUCCUGGUGGAGAAAUUCCGGAUGCCUAACUCUUUGCUCACUUUUUGUAUAUGAAAGCUAAUUUUUCGCAUUCAAUAAAUUUACAUUCUUUAUAUCUAAGCUUUACUUUGUUUUCACUUGCCUCAAAUAAAUUCUACGCGAAGAUCAG
Messenger RNA from Varroa destructor (honeybee mite), 445 nucleotides. Its product is annotated as U6 snRNA-associated Sm-like protein LSm5. Lineage: Eukaryota; Metazoa; Arthropoda; Arachnida; Mesostigmata; Varroidae. The record is from RefSeq and is a predicted model, not a curated record. Gene Ontology annotation, cellular component: Lsm1-7-Pat1 complex; U6 snRNP; U4/U6 x U5 tri-snRNP complex. Gene Ontology annotation, molecular function: RNA binding. Gene Ontology annotation, biological process: mRNA splicing, via spliceosome.